AUGAACGACCAAUCCUCCUCUUCCGGUCAAGGCGCGAACCGUCCUGGCUCUGGUGGUGCCGGGACCACCGCGCUUCCUGGUCUCGCCGGCACCCAGUCCGAAAAGCAGCUCACCCAGCGCGAGCUCGCCGCUCUCCGGACGAUCAAGCGCAAUGUCGACACGACCAAAUACGGAGGCUGGCUGCUCGGUGCGGCGGGAACAUGGGUGCUGUUGGCGCGCCGCAAGCCGCAGCCCAGAUUGAUAUCGAAGCUCGGAUGGUGCGUGGUAGGCGGCUUGGGCGGAUCGUUCUUGACGAUGCCGGUUGGAAUUCUGAUGAGCAGGAACGUGCUGAAGGAUGUGGAGGAUCCACAGCAUUUGAGGGCGGUACUGACGGGAGCUAUGGAGGAGAGGAGACAGGGGAAGAGACCGCAGGUCGGAGUGGCUCCGCCAAAAGGGUUGAAUGGCGAGACGGAGUUCGAUCAGCAACCGCAGCAACCGCAGCAGCAGCAGGAAUGGGGUGGCGAGAGGGAUGCAUCGAGCUACGGAGCUGGGUUCGAUAACGGGGCGAGUACGGCCGAUGCUUUCAACGCAUACUCGGCAGCUCAGGGGUCGUCGAGCCCACGCGGCAAUGGUGGCAGGACAGCAGCAUCCGAGCCAUCUUCAGGCAGCCCGCCGGAUGGAACAGGAGCAGGCACACGAUGGGCGCAAUUGCGAGGCGAACGCGGCGUCGAGCCCAGCAAGUGGGACAAGAUCCGACAGGACAACGCUCGCACCGCCUACGGCAACCGAACGGCCUCGUCCCAGUCCGGGCAGAACAACUCGCAGGAUCCCUCGACCUUCUCUACCGCCGCCAACCCAGCAGCUCGACCACAGUCCUCGGGUGCGCCCUCGUCGCCACGCGCCCCUCCUCGCAACCGUGACGAGCCAGUGAUGACGCUCUCCGGCGCCGAGGACGAUCCACGCUGGUCCUCGCCCGCCACGUUCUCCCCGCAAUCGAGCGGCUGGGGCAACAACGAGUUCCUCGACGAUCCCGCCGCUAAGUCGGCACGCAACGCCAAACGCGGCUACGGCGUCUUCUCUGUCCUCGAACCACCCCCUUCCAGCACCUACCAGCUCGAAUCCGACGCACCCAUCCAAGUCGUCAAAGGCUCCCUUCUCACCGCGCUCGCCGGUGGCGUGGGCGGUUCGAUCUACGGCGUCCUGCGUGGUCGUCAAGGUGCCGGAACCGUGCUUGGUACUCGAAUGGCCUUUUCAUCCUUCGCCUUUGCCUUUCCGUUCUUUGCGGUGCGGGAGUACGUCAUGUCUCCCGUGUUGAAUCGGACUUCGAGCGGACCGGAUUUGAAGGAGCGCACGAUGCGAUUGAGGACGGUGGCGACGAACAGGCAUUCGGACAAGGUGCUUGCUUCGAGCCUGGCGGGUGCGGUGGUGGGCGCAGGGGCGGCGGUGCUAACGAGAGGAGUGGGGGCGGUGCACAAGGGCGUGGUGACUUUUGGGGUUGCGUGUGCCGGGUUGCAGUUUUUGGGGAACGAAGCGAGGAUUGUGCGGGAUACGAUGAUCAGGCCAGCACCAAGACAGGUGGCAGUGCCGAAUGGGAGCGACGCAGCAGUCGCAGCGUCCCAAGCUGUCGCCCCGAUCGCAGAGGUGAAGAAGGACGAGGGGAAAACAGGCUGGAUGGGAAAGGUCAAGAAUGCUAUGCCGAUCAGGAGCGUCUCGGACGAAGAGUACGAGAGCAAGCUCAAGGAGAGGCUCAGCGGGGUCAAUCAGAGGAUGGCCGAUGUCGAGAUGGAGAUUCGGGAGAUUGAAGGGCUGAUCCAGCAGCAGGAGGCGAAGCAGCCGGAGUGA
Kalmanozyma brasiliensis GHG001 is the source of this 1821-nucleotide messenger RNA. RefSeq lists its product as uncharacterized. NCBI's taxonomy places the organism in Eukaryota, Fungi, Basidiomycota, Ustilaginomycetes, Ustilaginales. The coding region runs from base 1 to 1821 and encodes 606 amino acids. The transcript has a single exon. The record is from RefSeq and is a predicted model, not a curated record.